AUGAUCGAGGCGGCUGCUCAACAGAUUCUCAAUGAGCUCAAGCGAGAUGCUAAUGGAGCAAGCAGAAGAACCAGCAGAAGAGACAAUGUCAUCUAUUUUGACGGCUGGGACGGGUUGGGGGCAUCUUCUGUCCUCCGAACCGUCGCGGAACGCCUCCACCCAGCGACUAGAGAUUCAGAGGUCCUAGCCAGCGGAUUGCACUUCGAUCAGAUCAUCCACAUCGAUUGCUCCAAGUGGGAGAACAGAAGAGUGCUUCAGAGGGAGAUUGCAAAACACCUGCAGCUUCCCACUGAGGUGAUGGAGAUGUUUGACUGGCAAGAUGAGGAGGACGAUAUCCAUGGUGUGGCCCAGGGCUCCGGGCUUGAGAUACCACAAGUUCUCAGGGCAAUGUUUCGACGCAUAAAGGAGCUGAACCACAGGUUCCUAGUGAUUUUCCACAACGGGAGCAGCGAGGAGAUUGAUCUAUCCAGCUUUGGCUUCCCUCUAUCUGGAUACUUCGACAACAUGGUGUUGUGGACAUUCCAAGGGAGAUUCCGGCUCUACCCUAGGAUGAAAGGGAGAGAUCCACAAGAGCUCUGGUAUGUCCUUGUUCGUCGAGAAGCUGCAGAAGUUGCAGAAAACAACAUCAGAAUCCAUACUGCACAGGUCGCCGAGUGUUUCUUCUUGCACAUGUUGAAGCUAUGCUGCAUGGGUUACAACUUCAAGAUGGACUAUGAUUUGGCCACCCAUGCCUGCAACUACUGGAUGUGUGAAGGCAUCGUGCAGCAGCUGCAGCGGGGAGCUCUUGGAGACACCAGCAUCGUCAACACUGACGAUGAUGAAGAAUCAUGGAGAACUGCUGAUGCUUUGCAACGUGAGAUACAACUGGACAUGGACUACUACAACUAUAACCACCAAUAUUUUCCUUCUCACCUGGUAAGGUAUGGCAAGACCAUGCCAUGCUGGACUUCACCUUAUGGGUUUAUGCUGGUCCCAGUUGGUGCCAUUCCUAAUGCGGACAUGUUGCUCCAAGACUUCAAUAAUCUUACAGUGUUGAAGCUCUCACGCCGCGCCUUCAGCUUCUCAUCACCUCCAUUCCUCUACUACCACAACCUUAAGUUUCUAUGGCUUGACCACUGUGAAGACCAAGAAGUUAGCAGUACAGCCGGUUUCCCUAAUGAAGAGAAGAAGAAAAUCUCCACGGAUAAGAGAGCAUCGAAGGAAGCAGACAUCCAAGGACAAAGCUGUUUUUUCCAGAAGCUGUGGGUAUUGGAUGUGCGCUACACAUGCUCUGAUUGGAUCUUGUCAGCACAGAUGAUGGAUUUCAUAACUCAGCUCAGGGAGCUAAAUGUGAUGGGAGCUCAGGAUUGGGAUAUAGGACAGUUGUAUGGACGGCUGCCUAACAUUCACAAGCUCCGUGUAACAAAGUCUUCCAUCCGCUGCAGUAGUUGCUUGGGAAGCUACUUGUUCUCGGAGAUGGACAAGAUGGAGCUCCUCAACUUAUCAGGAAACAGUAUUAGUCCCCUAGCGACGAGCUUUUCUGCUGGUCCUGCGGGAAGCAUCAACAACAACAUUACUGCUAGCAGCGUCAUGACUGUCAUUAUCGACGACGGGUUUGUUGGUUUAAAAGAGAUAUCCUUGAGGGGGUGUGCCAAUCUGAAGAAUCUAUUCUUGAGAGGAGUGUUACAGGAUCUCUACAGCCUGGAUAUAUCGGGCACAGCAGUACAAACAUUAGACCUCAGUGCAACGACAACUCCGAAGCUUGAUGAGCUCUAUCUACUUGGCUGCGACAAGCUUUGUGCAAUCCUAUGGCCAUCACAAGACAAAAGGAAAGAAUACUUGAAUAAGCUGCACAUUGAUACCAGCACACGGUUAGGGUUGACCACUCCACCUGGUGGGGAUGAACAUAACAAGGAGGGUAGCACUUCACCAUCGUCAUCAUUUUCGGUGCUGCUUGGUGGCAAAGCACCUUAUGAGUUUGAAUGGUAUAUUUCAGUGAGGGAUGUGAGGUUCCUUUUGUCGCUUGCACCCAUGAGAUCCUAUUUUGAUAACUGCACGACACAUGUCGAGAUUUCCUCUCCUACUCAUCGUACCACUGAUGCUGGCGGUAGCAUUGUUAGCAAACAUAAUGAAGGAAAUUACAACAGCAUUCCAGUGUUACAUGAACAUACAAGCACAACCUUCAAGUACCACCUGCUGCAAGCAAGAGAAGGCUGUGGCGAUGAUGCUCCUUUCGAUGGAAGGCUGAAGUGCUACAUCAACAUACAAGACACCAAGAUCUGGACCAAAUCACCGCUGGGUGUCAAAGAAACCAUGACCAGUAUUGCUAUGCCAGAUUUUAUAUGUGAUGGAGUUUUGAGCCUGCAUGUGCACGAUGCCUUGUCCAUGGCCAUCCCUGGGCCUGUAGGGGGAAGAUGGAAUGCCUUGCUUUGGUGCCGAGUUGAGCGGUGCCCCAACCUUGACUCUGUCUUCACCCUCCUGCUCCCCUGCAGAUUGUCAUUUGUAUAUCUGCGGUUCUUGCACUUGGACUCGUGCCCUAGGCUGAUACAUGUACUUCCCCUGCCCAGGACAGUUAUGGGUCGCUGCCUGAAAAACAUUGUGACCCUCGAGAUCGUGUGGUGUAGUGACCUCAAGGAGAUCUUUUCCUUUUAUUAUUCUGGUGCCGAAAGCAGUGACAAGCAACGGGAGUCAACGUACGAGGUGGAAUUGUCGAGCCUGAAGCAUAUCCACUUGAACGAGUUGCCCAGGCUGCGCAGCAUCUGCGGCGGGAAUGCACGGUUGGGUGCGCCCAACCUCGAGACCAUAAAGGUCAGGGGCUGCUGGAGCCUCAGGCGCCUGCCAGCCGUCAGCUACACCUACGACUGGAGAAUGAGGGUGGAGUGCGACGCCCACAACAGGAGCAAGAAGGUGGAGUGCGACUGCGAGAAGGAAUGGUGGGACAGGCUGGAGUGGGAUGGGUUGGAGGCCAGGUUCCUGCACCAUCCUUUACCAGCCGACCCACCCACGGUAUUACAAGAAGAGAAUGCUCAGGGGCUCGGUGCUCGUAUGAGAUGGAUGCAUGCUCGGCCCUCUGCUUGUGUCUUUGCGGCCUGCACAGACAGCAUUGGCAUGGUGGACAUCCAGUGCCCUACGUUUGCUUUGCUUGCUUCUUUGCGUUGGCUUGUCAUCGAGGCUACGAUAUGGACCCCUGCUGCCCUUAUAUUAGCAGUAGAGAUCGAAAUAAAUUAG
Molecule: messenger RNA, 3207 nt
Organism: Miscanthus lutarioriparius
Lineage: Eukaryota; Viridiplantae; Streptophyta; Magnoliopsida; Poales; Poaceae
Source: the annotation of a GenBank genome assembly